Rhizopus microsporus ATCC 52813 is the source of this 1470-nucleotide messenger RNA. Its product is annotated as WD40 repeat-like protein. The record is from RefSeq and is a predicted model, not a curated record. Gene Ontology annotation, molecular function: protein binding; snoRNA binding. Gene Ontology annotation, cellular component: small-subunit processome. Bases 1 to 1470 code for a protein of 489 amino acids. Lineage: Eukaryota; Fungi; Mucoromycota; Mucoromycetes; Mucorales; Rhizopodaceae. The transcript is spliced from 7 exons.
AUGGCUAUAGAUCCCUUUUUCGCUUCUACCCGCAAGAGAAAGCGUAGCAACAAGCCAACACAGAAAAAGCAACCACGUCCAGCACAACCAAAGAAUAAUAAACGAGACAGUGACAUUGAGGGCGAUACAGACGAUGAAGAUCAUUUUAAUACCAAUGUCUCAGCAGAAAGCGAAGUAGAAUCUUCAGAAGAAGAAAUUGAAGAAACAGCUGCAGAGAAACGUGUGAGACUUGCUAAAGCUUAUUUAGAAUCAAUAGAGAAAAAUGCACAAGAUGAGAUUGGUGAAUUUGAUGCUGCAGACCUUGAUAGAGAUAUUAUUGCUGAGCGUUUAAAGAAAGACGAUGAUGAAGCUGAAGGACGAUUACACUUGCGUAUUGCUGAUAGAUUUAACUUUAAGACAGAAGAAUUGAAAUCACAUCGAUGCCGUGGACACCAGCUCCCAGUUACAGCAGUCGCAUUAGCAGAAAAUUGUUCUGUAUUCUACUCUGCUUCAAAAGAUGGAUCGAUUAUCAAAUGGGAUGCAAAGACAUUUCAAAAAUUACAUACCUUUGUUGGUGGAAGAAAAGGUGUAAAGAACUACAAUGGACAUACAGAUCAUGUGUUGUGUCUUGCAAUAAGUCACGACGGACAGUACUUGGCAAGUGGUGGUAAAGACAAAGUGAUCAAUAUCUGGUCUGUGAAAGAGGAUAAGCAUAUUGUUAAAUUUACUCAACAUAGAGACUGUGUUUCGGGAUUAGCCUUCCGUAAAGGAUCAAAUCAACUAUACUCAGCGUCAUACGAUCGUACAAUAAAGCUAUGGAAUGUUGACGAACGAGCAUAUAUAGAAACUCUAUUUGGUCAUCAAGAUCAAAUUACCGCUAUUGAUACCCUUGGUCGUGAACGUUGUGUAUCAACUGGUGGCCGUGAUAAGACAGCAAGAUUGUGGAAGAUUGUUGAGGAAUCUCAGCUUGUGUAUAGAGGUGGUAUUACCACAAAACAAGAUGAUUCAAACCUUUCGUUUGUCGAAGGUUCCAUUGACUGUAUCGCACAGAUAGACGAAAGCUUGUUUAUUACUGGUGGUGAUAGUGGUGUUAUCUCACUGUGGGAUAUUAAUCGAAAAAAGCCAGUGUAUUCUAAACCUUUGGCUCAUGGCAUCAACCUGACAGUGAGCGAUUCAGAAGGAGAGAUUAAGCAACCAUACUGGAUUACAACAGUAGCAUGUCUAAGAUACUCUGAUUUAUUCUUUUCAGGUUCUUGGGAUGGGUUUGUCCGUGUGUGGAAGCUGACAGGAGAUAACAGAUCCUUUGAUCAAAUCGCACAAAUUCCUGUGGAUGGUGUUGUCAAUAGCAUUCAAGUCAAGUCCUCUUUGGCUACAAAGCGCACACUACUGGUAGUUGGUAUAGGUCAAGAACUAAAAGCUGGCCGUUGGAUUAGAUUAAAGAAAAAUGUAAAGAAUUGUACAAAGAUAUUUGAGCUUGAUUAUUCAAAAUAA